UACCGCGGUCACGGUCACACUAGCCAGCAGUCGUAGUCGUGUCGGGAUUUGUUUUUUAAAUAACUUGUCUGUUUUAAGCCGUUAAUUAAUCAAUUGGUAUACUCUUCGAAAUUGCAACGAAAUCUUCAAUAUACUACAUACUUCACGGUUCUCAUUUGCCGUCGCGUUUCCUUGUGUGCUAACGAAAACUAAUUGAAUUACACACGCACACAGACAGCAAACACUCGUCUGGGCUGCGUCAUUAGCUAUUUUGGUCCAAAUAUUGAAAUUAUGGAACAACAACAGCAACAAAUAGCUCCCGAAGUGGCCGCAACUCCAGCGCCGCUGCUGGAUGAGCAACUGGACAUGGAUGACAGCAUGAAGCACUGCUUCGAGAACCUCAUUGUCAUCGAUGUGGGAGCUAAUUUGACCAACAAAAAGUAUAGCCGUGAUCUGGAUUCCGUCGUUCAAAGAGCAAGAGACGCAGGUGUUCAAAAACUAAUGGUACACGGCACUUCGGUCAAAUCAAGCAAGGAAGCGCUGCGCCUUUCGCGCAUUUAUCCCGACAUUAUCUACUCGACUGCUGGCAUACACCCACACGACUCAAAGUCCAUUGUGGAGGAGCCGUCCACAUGGUUCGACUUGGAGCACAUCGCCCAGGCACAGGAGUGCGUCGCGGUGGGUCCAUGCGGCCUGGACUACCAGCGCGACUUCUCCGAACCGGAUGCCCAGAAACAGAUCUUCGCCAAGCAAUUGCACUUGGCCAUUCGGCUCAAUAAACCUCUGCUAAUCCAUGAGCGGUCGGCCCAGAAUGAUCUACUCGAAAUACUCGACAAAUUCGAGAAUCUACCGCCUGUGGUUAUCAGAGGUUUUAUGGGCACAGCCGAGGAGGCGCUCAAGUAUUUGGACCGCAGGUUCUACAUCAGUUUGACCGGGUACUUGUGCAAGGACAAAUCAGACACGGGCGUUCGCAGACUGCUGGACAAUGGCACACUGCCGUUGGAUCGAUUGCUAGUUGAGACGGAUGCACCGUUCAUGUAUCCAAACACCAGAGCUUCCAAGCUGCCGCAACAUGUCAAGACUGCCAUCACCGAACGCUCUUUGCUGUACUUACACAGAUAUUGUACCUUCCAACGGAAUGAGCCGUGCAGUCUGCCAGCCAUUGUGGAAAUGAUUGCAGCAUUCAUGAAGAAAACGCCCGAUGAGGUGGCCUUGGUCACUGCCUUCAAUGCUUUGAAGCUCUUCGGUUUGUCCUAAAAAGGGUGCAUCAGCACCCGAACGAAAAAGUGUGUGCCUGCAGGCGUGUGCUUUGUAGACAGUUUCAACGAGCCUGAGAUUCACGAUAGACUCAUAUAUGUGCCUUAACCACUUAUCGAAUUCAAGAUGAUCCGAUCAUCUUGAUAUUUCAUUACACAUAACGAUACACACCCAUAUACACAUACACAACUACGAACCCAAAACCCAACUCCCACUUGCAUGCGAGAACUACGUAUACGUAUGCCAUACUCAUUCAUACUGGUGCAAAUUGGCGAUCGAAAUUUGCAAAAGUAUAGCUUUAAGUUGUUGGAAUUUCCUAAGCAGAUGCUUUAUUUACUUGAAACCCCCUAGAAAACGGUGCCAAGGUAGAUGGUGCCAUGUGAACGCAACGUGUUGGACUCUGGGGAGCAAAUCAAUUUGCCAUGGGUCUGCGCUUCACGCUUCGAGGCGCGCGCCUCGAACUACAGAUAUCGCUUUCGAAAGCGAUACUAUUUAAUGCUGCAGCUUGUCUUUGUUUCAAUCUGUGCUUAGAUCUAAGAAUCAUAUUUAUAGUUCGUGUCUCUUGUUAGUUUGUAGUCCUCUCUUUUUUUGUACAUAUUUAUUCUUGUUGUUUAUUGUGGACCUACCGAGGUCCGCCUACUAGCAUGCGAUAUGAUGAUCAGGGUGAUGAUGAGAUGAUGAUUAUUCGAAACGUAAUGUGAUCAUAUUAAGAGCUAAAGCAUAUUCAAUAUCCUAUGCCUACACACACAUAUUACAUACAUAUAUUUUGUUAUAUUUACAUAUACAAAACAAAACAAA
Molecule: messenger RNA, 2034 nt
Organism: Drosophila guanche
Lineage: Eukaryota; Metazoa; Arthropoda; Insecta; Diptera; Drosophilidae
Product: 3'-5' ssDNA/RNA exonuclease TatD
Exons: 4
Coding region: 271-1236 (321 amino acids)
Cellular component (GO): cytosol
Molecular function (GO): single-stranded DNA 3'-5' DNA exonuclease activity
Source: RefSeq, a predicted model, not a curated record